AUGAGUCUUCACCGUAAACUGACCUGGUUGAUAACUGGGGCCUCUUCUGGUCUGGGACAAUGUCUUGCCAUCGAAGCCCUCAAGGCUGGUCAUGAGGUGAUUGGCACGUCACGCAACAUCGCCAAUGCCGAGAAAAGCUGUCCAGAGUUUGCAAAAGGCGGGGGUAAGUGGCUUAGCCUAGACCCUGGCCAGGCUAGUGCGCAAGAAACUUUGUCAAAACUCUUGGAAGGUUACAGCAUUGAUGUUUUGGUAAACAACGCUGGGUACGCAUUCAUAGGAGGACUUGAAGAUACCAGUGAAGAGGAUGUUCGUUCUCAGAUGGAGGUCAAUUACUACGGCCCACUCCGCACUCUGCGCGCAGUGCUUCCUGGUAUGCGUGCCAAAGGAUCUGGUAAUAUCGUGCUUAUUAGUAGUGGAGCUGGAUUCAUUGCAAGGCCAGCCCGUUCGACGUAUUCCGCUAGCAAGUUUGCCAUAGAAGCGGCCCACGAGUCACUUUCCCAUGAGGUUCAACCCUUUGGCAUCAAGGUGCUCAUUGUGGAACCUGGUGCAUUCAGAACUCCUUUCUCAAGUAGGAUUCUCACCCCUCUUCAAUAUGAGAGUACUGGCGGAGUAAGCGAGGCUUAUCGAGGCACUGCUGUCGAGCAGAUGGUUCACGCAACGCGCACUAUGGGGAAUACCCCCGAAGCUCUGAAGGGAGAUCCUGAAAAGGCUGCUAGAGCUAUCUUAACUGCUGUAUGCCACGGGCAUGAUUUUCUUAGAUUGCCACUAGGUGAAGAUUGCAUUUCUGCAUUGGAAAUGAAGAUAAACGACCUGAAAAAGGAUCUGACUGCGACCAGGGAGAUCGCGUUGUCUUCAAACUUUUGA
Penicillium taxi is the source of this 864-nucleotide messenger RNA. RefSeq names its product SDR family oxidoreductase. The transcript has 3 exons. The record is from RefSeq and is a predicted model, not a curated record. NCBI's taxonomy places the organism in Eukaryota, Fungi, Ascomycota, Eurotiomycetes, Eurotiales, Aspergillaceae. The coding region runs from base 1 to 864 and encodes 287 amino acids.